Molecule: messenger RNA, 777 nt
Organism: Geosmithia morbida
Lineage: Eukaryota; Fungi; Ascomycota; Sordariomycetes; Hypocreales; Bionectriaceae
Exons: 2
Coding region: 1-777 (258 amino acids)
Source: RefSeq, a predicted model, not a curated record
AUGGUCUCUACAGUGGGCUGGUCGCGCUCCGCCAUCAACCGCGCCUGGGCGCAGCGGACACUGCGCAUCCUCGUCUCUCCCAGACCCAUCACUUUCGCCGAGAGACGGUCGGUUCUACAAGUCCUCCAGGACAAAUGUGGCAUCGACGUAUUUAAGAUGGUACCUGGCUACCCAGGCCAGUUCCUCGCCGUGACCAGAGACGAAGAUUCGGCGAAGAAUCUCGUCUCCUUGAGUCCACUCAGCUAUUCAAUCGAGGCCCCACGCAGGAGCAGUACGCACGACAUUCAGUUCAUGGACUUAUCGAGACCGGAGCUCCUAGACGGCACCAGGCCGUCUAUCUUACCGGCCGACGAGACGUUGACGACAGGCCGUGAGAGCAGCGACGACGAUCAAGUUGGAGAAAGGCAGUGGAGCCAGCAGCAGGAACGGCAACACUUUAGCCUGCGCAUCGUCAAGGUACAAGAUUACAACCACGCGGGGACAAUGGACUCGUCGCCGCUGCACGGGUCGUGGCCGGCGAGGUACACUGCCGACGAUAGCUUCACGUCGUCGGUGCUCAAGCAGACGCUCCCGCACAACGCGGCGGCUGCAGGUCUCGCACGCUGGGACUACAACCUCACGCUCGGUCACCAAGCUAAGCUGUCGCCCAAGAAUGAGCGUCUCCAGGUGUCGAGGUGGCUACCUGGCAACAUGGGGAAGAGGAGUCAGGGAGAGGGGCAGAAUGGAAAGACCGCUGCAGAUACAGAAGAGGGAACCGGUGUGGUGGCGCCCGAGUGA